AUGGCGGAAGAGUUGUUUCGUUGGGAUGCACACGGAAAUAAAAAGAGAAUGCCGUGGAGUGUUAAAGUUCUGUCACGUCUCAAUGAACAGAGAGACAAAACUAUGUUCUGUGACAUGAUUGUAACCGUUGAUGGGCAUGAAUUCAACGCACACAAAUGCAUGCUGGCUGCUUGUAGUCCUUACUUCGAGUCACUUUUCCGUAGCAACUUAAUGGAAGCCCGGACGGGUAAAGUUGACCUUCAAUGUACUUCGGUUGAAGGGAUGCAGUCCAUUUUGAAUUACAUGUAUACUGGUGAGAUAGAACUUAGCAUGGAUACCGUGGAAGACAUUAUUAGCGGCGCAGACCAUCUGUUAUUGACAAGACUGAAGCGAAUUUGUGAGAAAUUCAUCGUGCAAGGUACUGCAUCCAGUUAUCGUUGUUUGCGGGCCUUGCAGUUAGUAGAGGCAUACAACCUUGAAAAAUGGGUGAGUAACAUGGCGAAUAUGGUCUUAGCCAGGCGAUUUUCCGAGGUACUACAAGACAAACAGUGUCAGCCACUUAUAAUGGAGCUUUCUGCUGACAGAUUGUGUGAUGUAUUGUCACAUGAUAAGAUGACGGUCAAAAAAGAAGAGGAUUUGUUUGAAUUUAUUGUGAAAUGGACGAAUCAUGCACCCACAGAGCGAGCACAACAGUUUACUAAAUUGCUGAGUAAAUUACAUCUCAUUGAUGUCGAUAAAAGUUAUCUGAUUGACUGCAUACAGGAAGAGCCUCUAGUUCAGCAAAGUAUGGAAUCUAGAAAGUACUUUACAGAAGCUCUUCGAUACCAUUUGUUGCCAAACAGAGUAGAUGUCAAGGGAAAAUUAAAGCCACAGUUAAAGCCUCGCACAACCAGAUUGAUGGAUAUAAUUAUUUGUGUUGAUAAACUUGGUGGUUGUUUAUAUAGUUAUGUACUUGAGGAAAAUGAAUGGAUGUCCUGUGGUACAAGUUCAAGAACAGAACAGACACCCUGUUAUGCUGGUGUAAAAUUAGGAAAUCUGCUCUUGUGUGCUAAGCAGAGAAGAACUUGCGGAGGGGAAAAAAAUAUGUAUGAUCCUUUGAGUAAUAGUUUUAUAGAUGGUGCUGGCACAAAACACGAGUAUGGACAAGGCUCUGCAGUUGUGUCUAAUGGUAAGAUAUACACAUUUGGGGGUGGUCCACAUUGUCAAUCAGUGGAAAUGUUUGACCCUGAUAAUAACGGCUGGAUAGAGAAACCAUCGAUUCCUAGAGAACCAGGUUAUAUUCUACACACGGCUGCCACUAAGGAUGGGCAUAUCUACGUCAUAUGUUAUGAAAACAAUCGUUUUCUGACAGUUUGGUGUCUUGAUAGAGAUGAUAUGUGGACUUGUGUACUUGAAUAUCGAGGCAUUGAAAUAAAAGAAGUUCAACCAACAUCUUGCAUUCAGCCAUGCAUUUCAAUUGAAUCGUUAAACGGGAUUGAAGUGGAACUACCAGGUAAACAGAAAGUCGUCAUCUCAAAUGACCCUAACCAUGAGGUAUGCAUCAAAGAUUCCACAAUGCCGCAAAUUCCUUUUCCGAGAAUUAAUGCUGGUAUAUGCAAUGUAAAUGGGGACAUCUACGUCUGUGGUGGUCUUGCAAAGAGAGAACACUACACCAAGUUUGGUGACACUAACUCUGUGUGUAUGUUUAAUUCCUCCAAACAGAUAUGGAAGAAUUUACCCAGCAUGCCAAGGAGAGCAGAGAUUGUAGGGUGUGCCUUGUUUCAGUCACCGCAUGAAGUUUACUCUCCUUGA
Molecule: messenger RNA, 1770 nt
Organism: Saccoglossus kowalevskii
Lineage: Eukaryota; Metazoa; Hemichordata; Enteropneusta; Harrimaniidae
Product: kelch-like protein 3
Molecular function (GO): protein binding
Source: RefSeq, a predicted model, not a curated record